UCCAUUUACCGGAAGUAGAGAUGUUGUUGCUACCGACGGAUCACAAGCGAAUCACAAAAUCAAUUAAGUUAUGAAAAAUACCUUUAAUUGCCUUUCUUUGUCGCCGCAGCCCAUGAAGAAAUGGCGGAUUUCCAGACGUAGAUCAUUUCAGGGAAAGUACUUUCCAUUAAUUGGGCUUUUUAUCCACGGUAAAACCCGUCUCACUCGACAAGAGCAUUUACGUUUUGUGGAUGAGAAUGAGCUGAUGAUUGCUGCAGUCUGCGAAAAGACGUUGGAAAAAAGAGAGAGGCUGACUGGAAGAUGCCAAGAAAAAAACAACAGAAUCCACAACCAGUCAAGUUGGAUUCUGAAGAUGGUGUAGCCGCUGAAGCUCCAGGAAGCCUCCCCUUAGAUACCGACUUCCUUCUUGGACAAGACCUUGUGUUUGGUGAUUCUGAUCACGACAAGAUUCUAAGCCUGGAAAAGUUUUCAGAAGUGGCUGCUGAAAUCGGGUUCUCUGUGUAUCCUCUGGGUGAUGAGGAGAGUUCUGUCUACACUCAGCUCAGCAUGGAAAGCAAAACAGACAACUUGCGCGAAGCAAUUGGUGACAGGAGAGGAAACGAGGACAGAGCAACCCAAUCCGAGCCAAGUUUCCCUCUCUACCUGUCUUGUCGAGGCUGUGGACAGCUCCGCGAUGAGCCUCUUGGACCGGGCAUAGACCUGGUCGGCCCGUAUUGCCUUAGGUGCUGCAAAGCGGCUAGAGAGGACAAAAGCACAGACUUCUGUUCACCAUUUGAAAGCAGUGGUGGGAUUCGCUCAGGUUCUCAGAGUCAUGCUGACUCACAGCUUGAUUGUGAUGACUUGGACGACGAUGUGAGUGACAAGGAUGAACUGUCUGCUGAGGACAGAUUGUCAAAGCAGCACUCGUGCCACAUUUGUGGCUUCUCCUCGCGUUAUGCCAACCAUGUGAAGCGUCACAUGAAGACCCACAAUGGGGAGAAGCCCUUUAACUGCCCUGUGUGUACUUACGCCUCAGCCCAGCUGGUGAACCUGCAGAGACACCUACGUAUUCACACCGGGGAAAAACCUUACAGUUGUGAGAUCUGUACUUUUGCCUGCAGUUCGCUUGGCAACCUGAAGAGACACCAGCGCAUGCACGCUCCCUCUGCAGGGUUGGGACAGGACGCCCUACUGGGACCUGCAUGUGACCAAAGCAGCCUGAAGAGACCUGUUAGUGGCCAAAGACCGAAUGAGGAUGUGUCUAACACCACAGAGGUUACGAGGCCAACAUCUAACCUCAGUUUGGGAACCCAGAACAGCGACUACCUUUCAGUCUUUGAUGGCUUAAAGGGAGCAUCGCCACCACCCAUACCUGCCUCUAAUCCAGCUCCUGGACACCAGCCUCCACCACUGAUGGAGAUGACUGACAGCAGCAGCAAGACAUCCAGGGGUGGUGUAACAGAAGGUGCUGUCCUUCCACCUUCCCUUUUUCCUUUUACCUGCCGAUUGUGUGGUGUUGUGCUAGAGGAUGAGGAUGGCUCCUCCGCUCAGAUAUGUGCCAAGUGUACUCUUGAAAUGCUGACUAAAGACUCCUCAUCUCCCAGCAGCCCUGGCGAACGCAGUGACAAGGUUUAUACUUGUGCUGCCUGCCCCUUUCUCACACACUACCCAAACCACCUGGCACGCCACAUGAAAACCCACAGCGGCGAGAAACCAUACAAGUGCCCUCAGUGUGACUAUGCCUCAGCGCACUUUGACAACCUCAAGCGCCACCAUAGAGUGCACACGGGAGAGAAACCUUACAAGUGCCAUUUGUGCGAUUACGCUUGUGGGAACUUGGCCAACCUUAAACGACAUCAGCGUGUGCACUCGGGCGCCAAGCCUUUCCAGUGUGCUGUGUGCAGUUACAGCUGCAACCAGAGCAUGAACCUGAAAAGGCACAUGCUUCGGCACACCGGGGAAAAGCCGUACAAAUGUCAGGAGUGCGGCUACACCACCGGCCACUGGGACAACUACAAGAGACAUCAGAAGAAGCACGGCGUGGCCACUGACGGCUGGGUGAAAGUUCCGAUGACUGGAAACGACGCAGAGGAGGACAUGAGGAAGGAGAUAACUAGUGAGGUAGAUGGUCACAAGAAAGAGGCUGGGGUUGAUGUGCAGUAUAUGCCAAGAGAGGGGGGCUACACCACCGGCCACUGGGACAACUACAAGAGACAGAAGAAGCACGGCGUGGCCACUGACGGCUGGGUCAAAGUUCCGAUGACUGGAAACGAUGCAGAGGAGGACGUGAGGAAGGAGAUGGUUGGUGAGAUGGAGAGUCACAGGAAAGAGGUUGGGGUUGACAUGGAGUAUAUGCCAAGAGAGGGGGGUCCUGCCAUGCAUUCAAAUUACAAACUUGAGAUUUCAUAAAUUAUAACUCAGCAAAACAAAGCUACCAGCAACGUUUGUGUUUCUUCUCACUGAGCCUUUGAAUGGAUUUUAUUUGUGUCUUGUCAGUGUUAUGUCCGAGAUCUUCUGAGGCUGCUAAUCGCUUUCGUGUAGACAUGCAAGAAAUUCUUAACAUUUUCCAGGUUAAGUGAGGGGGUUGAUGGGAGUUUGUCCCCCAUACUGUUUAUGUCGAAGUAAAUGGACUUUGCAGAACAUUUUCAGUGUUUCAUGGUUUAAGUUGCAACAUCCUGGAUUUCUUCUAUCACACCACGGGUUUCACUCGGACACUAAACAAGUUUUUGGCAUUUUAGGGUCAGACUGCACCGUGUAGUUUUCACAACUUUAGUACAUUAUUAAGGAAUUUUAUCAGUCUAAUAAAUUUAUGAUCUGACUUUUAAAUAAUUUGUCAUCCCUCUGCUUAUUUUUGGCAAGAUUCCAGACUACUACUUGAAAUAUGUGAAAAUGUAGCUUCAUUUCUGGACUACACAGUGCAGCUUUCAGCAAAGAUGUGUACUUUAGAAGAACUUAUGGUGCUUUAUGUAUGUACAGCGGGUGUUUGACACAUCAGCAUUUUCAUCAGUAAGGUUAUUUCUAAGUGGGCUGUUGACACAUUUACAUCACUUGUGAAGAUCAACUCAAUUGUUUAUUUCAUGGAAAGACAUCUAAACCUUUAAGUCCAUAAAUUAUGUGCAAUAAAGUGAAAAGACACAUGGAAACGUGUUAAACACAAGAUAAGGUGCAAAAUGGCAUAGUAAGUCAGGAGUCAGUAUUGAGACAGAAACCCCACCCCCUAUAAGUAAUAGCUGCUUGGGGCCUAAAAAGGCUUCUCAUUACCCAGGAGGCACACAGGAAAGACAUGUUGGGUAAAAGCAAAGAACUCUCCCAAGAUCUUCAUAAUCUUAUUGAAAAGCAUUCUGAUGGGAAUGGUUAAAGGCAGGUAAAUGUUCCUAUGAGCGCUGUGGAGGUGAGGGCUGGGCGAUAAACCAAAAACCUAUCGUUAUCGAAAUUUCUGACUAACCCAUAUUUUUCCCAUGUCAUAAAAAAUUAAGACGUGUCGGUUGGCGACGUUCAUGGCCCUUUAAGCUGUACCGCUUCAAGUCACAUGACCGUGACAACGUAAUACACAUGACGGCGCCAUCAAGUGGACAACUUUUGUAUUUGCGCAUACAUGUAGUUCUGCAUUUAUCAUUGGAGGUGAACGCCUCAAUAUACAGUGAUAUUGAUUUUAGGCCAUCGCCCAUCCCUAGUGGGGGUCAUUAUCCGGAAAUGGAAAGAGCACCAGUUCACCAUAAACCAGCCAUGAUCCGGUGCUCCACACAAGAUUCUUGUCAGAGGAGUCCAGAGAAUAAUCAGGAGGGUUCCAAGCCAAUAACCACUUAAGCCUAACUUCAGGAAGAUCCUGUAUCAGCAGGUACUGUAGAAAAAAUAAAUAAAUAAAACUAGGCAAUGCACAAAACUGCCAUGGCAUCCAUGUGUGCUCACCAUGUAAGACUUCAUAGCUAAACAAAAAGCACGUUGAGGCUCGGUUAGUUUCCGAAACAGCAUUUAGAGAGGCCUGCAUUACUGGGAGACUAUAGUAUGGUCAGAUUAAACCAAAUUUUAACUUUUUGGCUGUUAUUCUACAUUGUGUUUGGAGAAGAAAUAGCACUGCCCACCACCCCAAGAACACCUUGCCAGCAGUUACGUUUGGGGGUGGAGGCAUCAUGGUGUGGGGCUGCUUUUCAGCAAGGGUACUGGCAGACUUCAUAUUAUUGAAGGCAGGAUGAAUGGAGAAAUGUACCGGGACAGUCUGGAUAUCUGGACCAUAAAGCUGAAAAUGAAAAGAGGGUGGACAUUUCAGCAAGACGAUGAUCCCAAACACAAGGCCAAGGAAACAAUGAAUAGGUUUCAAAGAAAGAUCAGUUGCUUGAAUGGCCCAGUCAAUCACAUGACCUAAAUCCCAUAGAAAAUCUAUGGAGAAAACUGAAGAUCAAAGUUCAUAAAAGGGGCCCAAGGAACCUUUGAGAUUUAAAUACCGUUUGUGUUGGAUGGACCAGAAUCACUCCCGAGCGAUGCAGACGACUGGUCUCUCCAUACAAGAGGUGUCUAGAAGCUGUAAUCACUAACAAAGGAUUUUCUACAAAGUAUGAAAUGAAGUUAGUUCAAUACUUAUUCCUUUUUUCAUUCCACUUUAUCGUGACUCAACUUAAAUGUUCAGAUUUCUUCGUAUGAAUUAAAUAUUUGGCUUGAUGGGUUUCAACAUCUGGUAAAAAAAUUUGUCAACAGCCUACUUAGAAAUACCCUUACUGAUAAAAAGUUAGUUACUUAGUGUCUAAUACUUAUUUUCCCUGCUGUAUAUGAAGUGCUGGGAUCAGUGAGUUAUUUUAUGGACCUAUCACUUAAAUACCUGAAAUGUUUUUAAUUACAUUGCUUCUUGAGGCGCCAAAAUAUUCUAACCAAUAGAAAAUUUUGUCACCUGGUUGCUGUUCAACAUUUUAAGAGUUGUUCAAUUCUUGCCCACGGCUAACUCAGACAAUCAGACUAUGUAUGAAAUUAAUUUGAGAAAACUAGCUGAUUUGUCGGAAUGAUGGAAAAAUAAUGAGAACUCGCUGAAACUAGUAAAUCCAGUCAAUGACUAAAUGAAGUUAGAGGUGGUUAUGAAAUGAAAGAAAGCAUUUUAGCAUUCGGGAGGCCCUUUGGGGUACUUGGGGAGUACGGGGUACCAGGGCGUCUGAUACGGGCUGUUAGGUCCCUGUAUGACCGGUGUCAGAGCUUGGUCCGCAUUGCCGACAUGAAGUCAGUCUUGUUCGCAUUGAAAGUUGGCGUCUGCCCAGGCUGCACAGCCAAGGUGUUGAGGGGAUCUGCUUUGGUGGCCUAAGGCAGUGGUUCCUAACCUGGGGGUCCCGACCCCCACAAGGGGGCGCCAAAGCCUCUCAGUGGGUCGCCAGGACCUCUCCACUUUAAGGGGUUAAAACUUCAUUUAUUACUUGUUUAUAGCCUACAUUUUGCUCACAUUUUUUUUUUCAUGAGUGAAAAGUUUACUAUAUUAAGACAGGAAAUAAUUAGUACAGAAAAAGUAACACACUUAAGAACAUUUUGCUCAGCUCACUGUUUUAUUUUCAAGUGUCAAAAGUUCAUUAAAGAUAGGGCUGGUUGAUUAUUCACAGCCUUUACAGUAAAUAAUCUAGUAUAAACAGUAAUAUACACAUUUAAGUACAUUUUGCUCUGUGUAUUUUUUAUGUGUCAAACGUUUAUUGAAAGGAAUGACUGAUUUAUCAGUGUUUACAAGACACAAUGUGUUCAGAAAAGUAAUACAAACUGUCAAGCACAUUAUGCUCUGUUUGGUUUUGUUAAUGACUUUGUUCUGUACUGGAGCCUACUAGUCUGAAAUGUGGCAACAGGUACAGUAGGUGUUCCAGAGUAGGGAUGUGGUGAAAGUUGUACAUCAGCUAUGAAGGGUGAUUUUUUUAUGAAUUUUUGAAAAAUGACAUAAUUGUAUUGACUGUAUUGGACUGAAUACAAGUUUGCUUUAAUAUCUGAGGAUUUCUACAGUAAAUCUGUUGGUACUGGAAGAGAGAAUGGGAGGGGGUCGUCAAAAAUUUUACUGGUAAAAAACGGGGUCCCUUGGGAAAAAGGUUGGGAACCACUGGCCUAAGGAUUGAAUCUCUGCUUUUUGCAGAUGAUGUGGUCCUGUUGGCUUCAUCAGAAAGUGAUUUCCUGCUUUCGCUGGAGCGGUUCACAGCAGAGUGUGAUGCGGCUGGGAUGAGAGUCAGCUCCUCUAAAUCUGAGACCAUGGUCUUGAUUCAGAAAAGGGUAGAAAGUCUUCUCCAGGUCAGGGAUGAGGUUCUGCCCAAGUGAAGGAGUAAGUAUCUCGGGGUCUUGUUCACAAGUGAGGGAAAUCUGGAGCGUGAGAUCGAUAGGCGGAUUGGUGCUGUAUCUGCAGUGAUGCGGGUGUUGUACCGGUCUGUCGUGGUGAAGAGAGAGCUGAGUCAGAAAGCGAAGCUCUCCAUUUACCGGUCGAUCUACAUUCCUACCCUCACCUAUGGUCAUGAGCUUUGGGUAGUGACUGGGAAGUCUGGGCCUCCCAACUUAGGCUACUGCCCCCCUGACCUGACCCCGGAUAAGCGGCCGCAAAUGGAUGAAUGAAGAAAGCAUUUUAAAUACUCCCAUACUAAUCUAAUAUUUUAGGUUUGGUUUUAUGUUUCCACACCCUGCACAUGCUCUUUUCUUCACUCAGCUAACUUGGCACGGUGGGACGUUGGUUGUGGAUGUUCUCAUUGUGUUAUUGAGUCAAGAUUUAAAAUAUAACAAACCGGCCAUGGUUACGUCAUUUAAGCUUCAGUGUCCAUUGUUGCAAAACACAAUAAGUCAUUUCACUUUGCAGCUCGGCCUUCCUGUUGGAGAUGUUUUCAAGUAGCCAGAUGUUUGUCUCUGACCCUGUCCUCUGAUGUUUUUCAUUUCUCUGCAUCAUGACUUCUUUCACCCAUAUCCUGGAGCAUUGCCAAAACGUGCAACAUUUAUUAUUUUUGCUUCAAUUUGUUUCCACGUUUUUACUGAAAUAUAGAAAAUGAAAAAAUGAUAAACUAGCCCUUACAACAGUUCACAAAGGCCAAUCCCUUCUCAUAUUGGAGUAAAAAUGGUCAGAAUUUUGUGUCAUGGUUUUCUCAUUGGUCCAGAUUAUAAAUAAAUUAUAAAUUAUGCUGAAUGGAGACUUAAUUUAGAAGUUGAAUUAGUCUAGAAAGUAAAAAUGAAGCACAAAAUGUUGGCAGGUUUGGCUUUAAAGUUCAGUUUUUGUGAUUGUGACUCAAAAUGAUCGUUUCUCACAAACUUGUACUCGAACACAUCGAUUUAUUUAGUUUAGUGUAAUAAAUAAAUAGCGUCUUUUUCAAAAAGGCUUUUAAAGGCAGAUCUCUGCUUUGAGUCCAGUUAACAUUUACUGUAAAUUAUUUUGAACUUGAAGAGAUUAAACUAAGUAAGCAUGUGAACCAUUUUUCUUUUCUUAUGUGGCUGUAAUGCACUUGUAGAGGUGCUUUUGCAUUUGAAUGUGUGCUGUUGACAUUUAUUUGCCAUGGUCAGAAAGUAUGAACUGUGAUUUUAAACUAAAAUGUAAACAUGACCCUUUAUAUGUAAGCGAGACAUUUUUCCAGGGAUCGCAAUGGCGCAACGAUCCCAUUAUUUUAGCACGGACAUCCCGUGAGUGGUCAUUUAUGUCUUUAUGCAGUGUCUCAUGAAUGCCUUAAUGAGGACUUUGAAAUAAACACGUGGAAUUCAUGUCCCUGGAUGUCAGACAGCUGACUGCCUGGUAUUUUCAGUCUAAUAUCUUUGUUUAAUGGAAGUUCUCCCUGUAAAGACAUUGAGAUUGAAGAGCAUUAAGAGGCUGCUCAGUCUUGUGCUCGAAGGAAAGAAGGUGAAUAGUUCAUGGGCUUUAAGGGAGUGGUUUGGCUGGCAGAAUAGCAUCAGUUUGCCGAUUUGGAACUUCAUAGGGCAUAAUUUUUCUUCUAAGGUCACAAUCUGCUAAAAGCAGUUUAUUCAUAAAGAAAAAUAAUAUUAAAAAGGAUUAAGUGGUAAAGAAAACAGCAGUAAUUCAGACUAGUCUUUUUCACACCGAAUGCGGGCCAGAAGCCGUACGACUUUUCCACAAACCCAAAACAGAGUCUGGAAAGCUUCUGCAUGGAUCCCCCAAUACGCUACAAGUGCCAGACAGGAAGUGAGACGUAAAACAGCAAUGUACAUCUGAUGUGUUUCAAAAUAAAACAUGUUGAAUUGUU
Messenger RNA from Nothobranchius furzeri (turquoise killifish), 8153 nucleotides. RefSeq names its product zinc finger protein 513a (gene znf513a). NCBI's taxonomy places the organism in Eukaryota, Metazoa, Chordata, Actinopteri, Cyprinodontiformes, Nothobranchiidae. Gene Ontology annotation, molecular function: DNA-binding transcription factor activity, RNA polymerase II-specific; RNA polymerase II cis-regulatory region sequence-specific DNA binding. Gene Ontology annotation, biological process: regulation of transcription by RNA polymerase II. The record is from RefSeq and is a predicted model, not a curated record. Gene Ontology annotation, cellular component: nucleus.